This is a messenger RNA of Echinostoma caproni, 231 nucleotides long. NCBI's taxonomy places the organism in Eukaryota, Metazoa, Platyhelminthes, Trematoda, Plagiorchiida, Echinostomatidae. The record is from the annotation of a GenBank genome assembly.
AUGACCGAGAAGGGGUCUGGAUCCCCGAUGCCGACAGCCGCCGCAUCGAUCCCGCCACCGGCUCAGCCAGCUUCAUUGCCCAACACGAGACUGUACGCGCAGACAGCCGCUGCGGAACUUGUCCUCAGUAGUGCCAAAAUGGGCAGCGCCAAGAGUUGUCGGCCUGCAAAAAGGACCCAAAUAACUACCAACCCCGGGCCAGUAAUCCGACUUCUGAAAGCCUCAGUAUGA